AUGGAUUCCAAUGGAGGAGCAGUCUACUGCACGCUUCUGUUGAGUGACAAUUAUCUUCCUGGUGCUAUGGUCCUUGCCCAUUCCUUACGCGACAAUGGUACAAAAGCGAGGUUGGUGGCGCUCUUUACGCCAGACAGACUACAAUCGACCACCAUCGACGAGCUAAGGACCAUCUACGACGAGUUGAUCCCAGUGAGCUCAAUGGUGAACGACACGCCGGCGAAUCUCUGGCUCAUGGACCGCCCAGACCUGAUUGCCACAUUCACUAAGAUCGAGCUCUGGCGCCUGACGCAAUACCAGCGGGUCGUGUACAUUGAUUGUGAUGUCGUAGCUCUUCGAGCCCCCGAUGAGCUGUUGUCACUAGAAGCAGACUUUGCUGCCGCGCCUGACGUGGGUUGGCCGGAUUGCUUUAAUAGUGGAAUGAUGGUUCUCCGACCUAAUCUACAGGACUACUAUGCGCUAAGAGCGCUCGCCCAACGAGGUAUCAGCUUCGAUGGCGCCGACCAGGGUCUGCUGAACAUGCAUUUCCGGGACUGGCAUAGGCUAAGCUUCACGUAUAACUGCACGCCAAGUGCCAAUUACCAGUACAUUCCUGCGUACAAGCAUUUCCAGAGUACCAUCAGUCUUAUUCAUUUCAUUGGUGCUCAGAAGCCAUGGAAUAUGCCGAGGCAGAUUGUCCCGCUGGAGUCCCCGUACAAUCAGCUUCUAGGCCGGUGGUGGGCUGUCUACGAUAGACACUAUCGUCUGCCAUUUGUACCGAGCGCACCAGCUGAGAUUGCAAAGACGGCAUUGGCUCAAGGCGAACAAGUCCAUGCCCCUCGUUAUGACCACCCUCCUCGUUCUGACCAUACUCCUCAUUAUGACAACACCCCUCAUGAAAACACCCUUCGUUAUGACAACACUCCUCAUUAUGAAACACAUCCAACGUCCGAACGGCAGCCCUACCAUGUUGAAGAACCCGCCAGCUUCCACGAGGAACCACACCAAGCACCGGCAAUCGAGCACGGCCAUUCAGAACCGCACCAGGACCACUCUGCCCCUGCUAAUGUACGAUAUGCUGCCGUGCCUGUAUUGAGCAUGGUACCGCAAUAUGUUCGCGGGGAGGAGCAUGUCUCAACCUAUAUCCCACCACUGCCUCCUGCGCCAAUCACUUUUGCGCCUCAACUGAGCCACGAAACAUACGAGACACAGAUACAAACCCAGACACAGUUGCCGAUACAGACACAGGCACAGAUACACUACCCCGAUGGCCAUAUUCACCAACCACAGCCCCUGGCGCCGAUCCCUCCAAUUGUCGAGUAUCAAUCACCCCCAUCUCCGGUCCCAGAGGUUUCGACCUUUGAGGCGCCAAGGUCCGAGUGGGAUCCCUCACGAGAGCCACCCCCGGUCAACACGAAACCCGAAGGUUUCAGUUUACAACAGAAAACCUACAAUAUGUCUGAAGACACCCAUCUAUUCCAACCCCCGUCGUCCUACCCCGAGGCACCGAAAAACAUGUGGUAUGAGGUUCCAGCCAAACCGGAGCCCAAACCGGAGCCCAAACCUACCACAGUCUUCCCCUGGGAGCACCAUGCCCCGAAACCCACCCGCAUCUUCGCCGAGGAGGCACCUGUGGAGUUAGUGGAAACCCCCGUGAUACCCGAGGAACAAGAGCAAAAUUCACUCCCAAGUGAGCCAGCCCCUCCCGGACCCUCACCUUCUUACACUCGGGUACCGUUCGAACCUAGUGCCGAAUCAUGGCAAACAUACACCCGCUCCAACGCCUGGGACGAGGAUCCAGAGAUCCAGCGCUACAUUGAGACAAUCCAAGCACGGCGCACAAAAUCACAAGUGACCAGCCCGGGGGCCCACUCCAACAGCCCCGGGAAAUCACCCCCCAGCCCAGAUUUCCGCCCCAGCGCCAAGAUCACCGACUUCCCAACAGAAGUCGAGCGCCCCAGUCUGCCCGUAACGCCGGCCCCAAUCCACCGCAUCAGCUACGGGGAUGAGGCCUCCGGUACGGCCGCCCUCCCUGCUGCCGAGGGUGUGCCUAGCCAGGAGGAAUGGAAUCCCCUGACUCAGCUCGAGGAGCUGCAUCGUCGGCACUCGGAGGUCUUGGAGCAUCCCGAGCUGCUGUUUAAUCGGCUUGCCGCUGCCUCACAUCGUCGUGAGCGUUGA
Messenger RNA from Penicillium samsonianum, 2157 nucleotides. RefSeq lists its product as uncharacterized. Bases 1 to 2157 code for a protein of 718 amino acids. Gene Ontology annotation, molecular function: glycosyltransferase activity. NCBI's taxonomy places the organism in Eukaryota, Fungi, Ascomycota, Eurotiomycetes, Eurotiales, Aspergillaceae. The record is from RefSeq and is a predicted model, not a curated record. The transcript is spliced from 7 exons. Gene Ontology annotation, cellular component: cytoplasm.